GUUUCAUUUGCUUCGAGACCUUUGAUCGAGGCGAACAAGCUGUUACCACGUACUGGACCUUAAUAAGUCCCUUCCUGACAUAUGGUACUUGACAUGACCUGUCAGUUGAGUGAAACAUCAUAUCAACCUGAUAGCGACUCCGAAUCGAUAUCGCGAUUUAUGAGGAUUUGAACGUUCGGACGACCUUUACAGUCAUGUACCCGAAUGCAUCGCGCUCUCGCAAUCACCGAGUUGCUCAUUCACAUUCUCUGCGAGGUGUACAAUGAUGACGAGGGACUCAACCUCCGCCGGGGCAUCAAGGACAUGGCUAGGGUUUCUCAGGUCUGCAAGACUUUCCGAGACCCUGCAUUGGAUUUCCUUUGGAGAAAUCUCGACAGCCUGCUCCCGCUUCUUCGGCUGCUUCCUCUUGAAAUUCACGAAGAGCAUGGUGAUAAAGCUCGGCUUUCAAAGGUUCUUGGGGACCUGAAGUCGUCAGAGCACCAGCGUUAUAUCUCAAUAUCCAGCCGCGUUCGCACUCUAUCCUUUUCGGAGCCUCGCGAGCCUAUCCCUCGCAAUUUAAUAAACGACAUUGUCAAGCACAAUCUCUUCUUGACUCCUCGCGUAGAUGUCCUCCGCCUUCGCAUAUCGUCCGAGGCCGGCCUCCGUCUUCUCCCAGCCCUUAUCACACCCGAAUUGACCGACAUUUCCCUCUCUUUUGACGAAAAUUUAUAUGUUUUCGAUCGCCCGCUAGACCUGGGCGACCUCAUCAAGUCGGUGUACAUGACUAUUUUUCGGUAUGCGCCCAAGCUUGUACACUUCUCUGCAGUUGAUUUGCACGAAGCACUGCCGUUGUUGUCACUUACUAAGGCCCCGAAUCAAGAUCAUCUGGAUAUAGCAUGUCUUCAAAGCCUAACACAUGCAUCAUUUUACAUAACUGCCGCUUCCUUGCCCCAAGUCCUCAAUCUAACGUCACAGCUUUGCAAGCUAGAGGACCUGACUAUUCAGGCUUGCGAGAAACCUUUCGAAGAAAUUCCCCGCCUCUCCUCCCUCGCCCCAGAGACAUUCAGCUCGCUGAAGAACGUCACGUUUGAUGGCUCUCCCGAUAUCAUCAGUCGCAUAUUCUCUGCAUUCCCAGCUAAUCGCGCCAUCCAAUCCGCGAUUCUACGGAUGCACGGUCUUUACACCAAUGCCGAUAUUGCACUAGUACUCCUAGGGUUAGUCGCAACCGCGUCCAGGGAGUCGUUACAGAAGAUUAUAAUGACUUCUGUGCUUUCAAACACCGACCUUGCACACUGGGAUGCUGAUUCGGGAAUCGACACUCGCCAAUUCAUACUAGACAUACACGCCAUUGAGCCCGCCCUGCAGUUCCAGAAUCUCGAGAUAUUUUCGGUCUGUCUCGGUAUUCCACUCUAUCUCACAGACGAAGACCAUUUGCGCAUCGCGCAGACAUGGCGCUCUGUGCGGCUACUAUACCUGUCGUCGAUCGUCCAGCGUGUUGUCUGGACCCACAAACCUCCAGCCGGCAUUGCGUCCCUGGUGCACUAUGCACGAUAUUGUCGCCACUUGAAAGCGCUUGGGUUGUGCCUCGAUGCAUCUACGAAAGCCAGUAUCGAUGCAUGCAUACAGGCCGUGGACGCCUGCGAGAAUAUUUCAGGAACAAACCUCAGCCUCUCAUCCCCCUCAAUCCAGAUGAUCGAGUUUGGUCCUUCGUGGCUGGAGUGCAACUUCGACCCUGUGCAAAUCAACUCUCUAGCCAAAGCGUUCACCAGGCUUUUUUCCAACCUAGCUGCGUGUCGCGCGUGCCGGACGGAGGAGCUUGGGGUGCCGCAGGCUGCGUGGACCUGGAUGAAAGUGCAGACAUUGUACGAAUACAUCCUCUUUACGGAACAGGGCUGCAACGUAAAUACCCCACGGAGCGCGUGGAAGUUGAGGCUGUUUUCCAAGUGGACCUCGGACUACGGAAAAGAUUAUGAGAAGGUGGCCCUGGCGGCACCUGGUUCAUCCUUGAAAGCUGAUUUCGAUGAUGAUCAGAAUGCGGAAGCGUUCAAUCAGAUCAUGUACAAGACAGCAAGGGACGAACUUGCGAGGAUAUCCAAAGAGCAUGAGGUCAUGUGAACAACACCCGCAGAGUCUAGGAUGUCAUAUAUGUCGCCAAUGUAGUCUUCAUCUACCCAUGACAACCGAAGUGCGGGUCAUUUUGGGAGCACAUGAGGAUCCAUGCCUGGUGACCACUGUAUUAGUUAUCUGGGGCCAUAGAACAGAAUUCCCUUGUGAUUGUG
Messenger RNA from Suillus subalutaceus, 2258 nucleotides. RefSeq lists its product as uncharacterized. Gene Ontology annotation, molecular function: protein binding. The record is from RefSeq and is a predicted model, not a curated record. Lineage: Eukaryota; Fungi; Basidiomycota; Agaricomycetes; Boletales; Suillaceae. The transcript is spliced from 4 exons. Bases 205 to 2094 code for a protein of 629 amino acids.